Messenger RNA from Triplophysa rosa, 1330 nucleotides. RefSeq lists its product as uncharacterized. The record is from RefSeq and is a predicted model, not a curated record. NCBI's taxonomy places the organism in Eukaryota, Metazoa, Chordata, Actinopteri, Cypriniformes, Nemacheilidae. The coding region runs from base 60 to 761 and encodes 233 amino acids. The transcript is spliced from 5 exons.
UUCCACCCUCUGCUGCUGCUGGUUCACCUGCCGCUGCAGCUGCACCUCCAAGAGCCUCCAUGACUCGCUCAUUUCAGAGAUCCAUUUACAUUGCUGAUUCAGUUCAUGGUAAACUGAGGCCGAGCAGGAUGGUGGUUGUCCGUUUCCUAGAAUGUGAGGCUACAGUACAUGGCAUUAUUGGGAAAGUUCAAGAUGCUCUUGGCAGUUAUGAUCCAGUAAUUCUCACUGAUGCCCAGGGUAACGAGAUACUUGAUUCUGAAGGAACUAAAGGGUCCCUCUACUGGAAGCAGAAUGCCCGGAAGGUUUUUGCCAUCUCCGAACAAGAUUUCACAGAGUUUCAGGGCACCAAGAGAAAGAGAAGCUCAAGUCAAAAAGAUGAUGAGACUUCAGGUCUACAAGAUGUGUACGAAAAGAUAGAGGAGGUGGUUCUGGCCUCACAGGGCCUUCAGCAAGUUAUCUCAUCUAUCAAAGAGCUUUCUGAGCUGUCCAGUCAAACAUCUGCCAAAACCUUGACUGAUGUCCAAAUGCAGAAAAUAAAAGCAGCUUUCACUUGCAUAGUCUGCAAGGGACCCAUAGAUCAACCGGUAUUUGCCACCUGCUGUAGAAGCCUGAUCGGAUGCAAGCUUUGUGUUGAUCAGUGGAUGGCUACUGCAUCACAGUGCUUGAAAUGCAGGGGGGAAGAUCUCAGUAACAAUGUCUUUCUUGCAGUGGGUCUUUCUGAAGUUUUGUUAGCUCUUAGUGACAUUAUUAAGGUAGAGUAGCGCUGCAUUACACAGACAAUUGUUACCUGUUAAGUGAUUGACGUUUAGUUCAGUGGUUUAAUGGACAGCUUAUUUUGUUGAAACAAGAACAAGAAAAACAUUUUUUGUUAAUUGCAUUUGUCAGCAUCAUGUUGAUGCUAAACAGUUAGUCUAAUAUUUUGUUUCUAGAAAGAGCACUUGAUAGGAAAACAUAUAACAACCAAUAAGCAUGUUCUUUAUGAGUAUCUUUGAGUUAGAGUGACUAGAGUGAUCAAAGCCUCUUUAAAAGGCAAAAAGUUUUUGUUGACUGCAUUAUUGAGCAAAACAGCAAUGUCUGGCCACUUCUCUGAAAACAGUUGUUCCACUGUAGCCUUCUCAUGUUCGCUUGUGAAAGGGUCCAUUCCAAAGGAAGAAACCCUUGUCAAAGAGGACCCCAGUGUGUCCAUGUACAGAUCAGCUGCUUCAGUUCCAUUGGGCAGUAGUGCUGCUGAAAUGUUUUUUGCAGAACCACCCUGUGCAAGCUGGUUGGGGAUUCCUUUUCCUGUAACAGUUGGGAAAUGUUAACUCCUAUUAAAUGUUGUGAAUGUCAA